Molecule: messenger RNA, 555 nt
Organism: Cladocopium goreaui
Lineage: Eukaryota; Dinophyceae; Suessiales; Symbiodiniaceae
Source: the annotation of a GenBank genome assembly
AUGCCUCAGUCUUCGGUGUCUUCGGUCUUGAUCGAGUGGCAUCGCAAGAGACGCCGCCUUGGCACUCCAUUGGAGCGGAACGACAGUGCAGAUGGCGAGACCAAUCUCGCCGAGAAGGGCGCCUCGCGGAAUGCAGACUUGUCAGCAUUUCCUUGCAGCCCAGUCGUGUGUCCGUCUCCGGCAGAAUUUGAGCGACAGGAUCUCGUCAGAAAGAACGUGCGACAGAUCGAUGCAGAGUACGAGUUCAAGGAGGUUCUCGGUGAAGGUUCCUUCGGGAAGGUUCACAAGGCCCAACACAGACGUACAGGUAUCCUCAGGGCGGUGAAGGAAAUUCCUCAGACGGGUGGAGAUGAUGAUUUUGAGCUUGAGCUCAAGGCACUACAGGCUUUGGACCAUCCUCAUAUCGUGGAGGUCAUCGAGUACUUCGACGACAUCUCCAGCUUUUUCCUUGUGAUGGAACUGUGCACAGGCCUGGGCAAUGGCGCCGCGGGAUGUGGUAAAUCAGUAAAUCCAAUCAUAAACCGUCCCCAAGUCAUCACCAUAAUAGAUAGAUAA